This is a messenger RNA of Plasmopara halstedii, 761 nucleotides long. RefSeq lists its product as uncharacterized. The record is from RefSeq and is a predicted model, not a curated record. NCBI's taxonomy places the organism in Eukaryota, Oomycota, Peronosporomycetes, Peronosporales, Peronosporaceae. The coding region runs from base 108 to 338 and encodes 76 amino acids. The transcript has a single exon.
UUUGAAUCGCAGUAACAUCCAAACGUAUAUGAAUCGGGCAUGUUUCAACAGUAAGAUAUGCGAUGACAUUUGUUCAAAGAUCGGGCAAAAUAUAAUAUUUGUAGGACAUGUUGUAUCGGUAUCUUCGAGGUAACUCUGGACAUAGCUACUUGAAGCUAGCUACUCAUACGAGAAGCAAAGAGAUGACUGAUAUAGACACCGAACAUUCUUGUGCCUUGUUGAUAGCUUGUAAAGGAUGGCUUUACUGGGAGCAACUUUCGACGGAAGCAAUAUCACGCGGAUUGCCAUUACGCAAUGCUUAUAGUCAGCAUGUGCUGGCCUCGGCGCUCACCUAUUAGGAAAGAUGAGUGAGUCAGAUAAGGCUUUUAUUCGACAACCUGACCACGCUUUCUUUUACAAAAGUCUAGUGAGACUCUGCAUCAUUAAUAAGGCAUUAGUCCAUGUGAUGGAAUCUCGUGUAGACAAUAGUAUGAAGAACUCGUCAGCCUGUGAGGUGAAAUUUCGAGUAUGUAGUAAGCGCAUUGAUAAAAAAUUGUUGUCUCUGUCAAUUAGUUCAUCUGAUAAAUACUCAUGAGAUUGCUGAUUAAAUGUUGAGCCUCCGCAUCGUUGAUUCGACGCUUGUUGAGCACAGCUGGCGAGAUGUUUAUCACUCGCAAUGUUUAGAUUGUUGAUAUCCGCCUCGUGGUUUGAUGAUACAAUCCAAUCUAGUCGUCUACGUACAUGUCAUAACCUCGUCAUUAGUCGAUUCUACGACAUGCGGG